AUGGUGCGCGUCUUCCUCGCUUCAUCUUUGAGUCUCGCGCUCGCACAUGCGCUCAACACGACAGCGCCGCCGGUCCAUGCGACGGUGACGGCUGACCUCGAUGAUGCUGCCGUGCUCAAGCAGUUCCAAGCGUGGCAGGCCUCCCCCGCUGGCCAGUUUGCUCGCAAGCAAGGCCUUCUGGAGAGUGCGGACGUCGGUCCUGACCCGGCUCGGCUCGCUGCGUUCAAGGAGACACUUCUCACGGUAGCCGAGCUCAACCAAAUGCACACCAGCGCGACCUUUUCGGCCAACAACCCGUUUGCUGCGAUGACCAACGCUGAGUUUGCGGCCUACAUCAAGCGCACUGGCGCCGACGUUCAGGCCAAGACGGACCCGGCACGCCUCGAGAUAUCGACGGCGACCGACUCGGUUGACUGGACGUCGUCGGGUUGCGUCGCGCCCGUAAAGAGCCAAGGUGUGUGCGGCUCGUGCUAUGCCCACGCCGCGGUCGCCGCGGUCGAAAGCGCCAUGUGCCUUUUGAGCAACCCGCGCAAGCUCGUGACGUACUCGGACCAGCAGCUCACGAGCUGCGGUCCUGGCGGCUGCACCGGUGGCAUCUCGUUGCGAUCGUUCAACUGGAUGUUUGCAAAUGGCGUGUGCACGCAGGACGCGUACCCGUACACCAACCAAUUCACGUCGGUCACGCAGACGUGCGAGACGACGUGCAGUCCCGUGAAGAUCCCGUUCAAGGUGCUUGGCAAUUUGGUGGGUGAGAAGGAGCUUGAGGCCAAUCUGCGGCGGCAACCCAUCGCAACGACGAUGGCCGCGUCGAGCGCUGUCUUCAGGAACUACGAAAGCGGCAUCAUCACCACCGGCUGCGACACAGAGAUCAACCACAUGGUCCUCGCUGUCGGCUACGGCACGGACGCGGGUCUUCCGUACUUCAAGUUCAAGAACUCGUGGGGCACGUCGUGGGGUGAGCAGGGCUACGUCCGCCUCCAGCGCGGCGUUGGCGGCGUUGGCACGUGCGGGCUUGCGACCAGCGGUGACUUUCCGCAGAUCACGCCACCGACGUUCGGCUUGGUGACCGCCCGCGGCGGUGCCAUCUACGAGUACUACGGCAACGUGUUCGUUGGCGCCGCGAGCAACAGCGCCAACGAGCAGUGGCGCUACGAUGCGACCACGCACCAGCUCAUCGUGAGCUCCAACCAGCAAUGCCUUGACGCGUACAAGGACAGCGCGUCCGGGCAGUUUCGCGUCCACACGUAUGCGUGCGACGCAUCGAAUGGCAACCAGGCCUGGACGAUCGACGGCGCUCGCCAGCGCAUCAAGCAUCGGACGCACCCCAACUUGUGCCUCGAUGUCGACCCGACGCAGAACAACAAGGUGCAGGUGUGGAGUUGCUACGACAACGCGCCCAACCAGCGCGUCGCAAUCACCGAAGAAAAGGUCAAGCUCCACACGUUCAACGGCCGGUACCUCGUGAGCGGUCGAGGCAUGCCGCAGUUCGUCUCGCUCUGGGGUGCGCCAUUUGAGUGGGUCGUCAGCAACGUCGAUAUGACGUGGCGUGCGCGCUCGGACGGCGGCGGCGACAAGUGCUUGGACGCGUAUGAGCCGUGGAACGGCGGCACCGUGCACAUGUGGCCUUGUGAUGCCGACAAUGCCAACCAAAAGUGGCGCUUCGAUGCAGCCACGGGCCAGCUCCGCCACGCCACGCACACUGGGUUUUGCCUCGAUAUGGCGACGACGACUGGUGCCAAGCCGCACCUCUGGACGUGCAACUCGCCUGCCAACGACUUGCAAAAGUUUACUUACGAGUCAUUGAGCUUUCCGCAGUAAAAGUGCCAUCUCACCGUUGAAAAUUAUGACUUUGUGUCCAUUUUACCCCUGAAAACUAUGAAGCUAUUCUCAAUAAAUGACGCGCAG
Saprolegnia parasitica CBS 223.65 is the source of this 1905-nucleotide messenger RNA. RefSeq lists its product as hypothetical. Bases 1 to 1818 code for a protein of 605 amino acids. Gene Ontology annotation, molecular function: cysteine-type endopeptidase activity. The transcript has a single exon. The record is from RefSeq and is a predicted model, not a curated record. Gene Ontology annotation, cellular component: lysosome. NCBI's taxonomy places the organism in Eukaryota, Oomycota, Saprolegniomycetes, Saprolegniales, Saprolegniaceae.